GCUUUAGUCUUCUCUACUUCUCUUAUUAUGCUCUCUCUCUCUCUCUCUCUCUCUCUGUUUCAUCUACAGAAAUCCUCUCUCCUCUCUCAAACGUCAGAAAUUACAAAUGCGAGGCUUGUUUCAGAGAACGGGGUAAAGAAUGGAGAUUUCUGUUCCUUUACCUACUCUCUUACUGAAAUUUGGUUCCUCCUCAUUCCUUAACUGGACUACUGUUAUUGCCUUGACUCUGUUCUUCACCUUAUUGUGUGCAUGCAUUGUGAUCGGUCAUCUCCUGGAAGAGAAUAGAUGGGCUAACGAAUCCUUCACUGCCCUUCUUCUGGGCUUGUGCUCUGGAGUUGUUGUAUUGUUAGUGACCAAAGGCAAGAACUCGCACAUACUUUCUUUCAGUGAGGAAUUGUUCUUCAUUUAUCUGCUUCCCCCGAUCAUUUUCAAUGCUGGUUUCCAGGUCAAGAAGAAACAAUUUUUUCGCAACUUCUCAAUUAUACUGUUGUUUGGAGCCCUGGGCACUCUAAUAUCUUUCUGCAUUAUUUCACUUGGUGCCUUUUUGCUGUUUAAAAGGAUUGGUGUGUCAUCCUUGAAACUUCAAGAUUAUCUAGCUGUUGGUGCUAUCUUGUCAGCCACGGAUUCAGUUUGCACAUUGCAGGUGCUCAAUCAAGAUGAAACCCCCUUACUUUACAGUCUCGUAUUUGGGGAAGGAGUAGUGAACGAUGCCACCUCUAUUGUACUUUUUAAUGCAGUCCAAACUCUUGAUUUCAGCAACAUUGAUGUUCUCAUAGCCUUGAAAUUGUUGGGAACCUUUCUGUACCUCUUCUUUACAAGUACCAUUCUUGGUAUCACAGUAGGUCUUGUCAGUGCCUAUGUCAUAAAGACACUAUAUUUUGGAAGGCACUCAACAGAUCGUGAAGUUGCUAUCAUGAUGCUUAUGGCUUAUUUGUCAUACAUGUUGGCUGAGCUUGCAUCUCUUAGUGGGAUUUUGACAGUUUUCUUCUGUGGCAUUGUCAUGUCACACUAUACAUGGCAUAACGUAACUGAAAGCUCAAGGGUAACCACCAAGCAUGCAUUUGCAACAAUUUCCUUCAUAGCAGAAACUUUUAUAUUCCUAUAUGUUGGUAUGGAUGCCCUGGACAUUGACAAAUGGAAAGCAAGCAAAUCAAGUGCAGCAAGAUCAAUUGGCAUUAGUUCAACACUACUUGCUUUGGUGUUGGUUGGAAGAGCUGCCUUUGUGUUCCCUCUUGCAAAUAUUGCAAAUUUGUUUAGAAGCAGAAGUGUUACUAAGAUUGAGCUUCGCCAACAGUUUAUAAUUUGGUGGGCAGGCCUAAUGAGAGGCGCAGUUACUAUAGCUUUAUCUUAUAAUGAGUUUGCAGGUUCUAGCUCAACAGCAACAGCAGAUUAUGCACUUAUGAUCACCUCUACCAUAAUUGUUGUCCUCUUUAGUACAUUGGUGUUUGGCUCGGUAACAAAGCCUCUAAUUGAAGCCCUGCUGUUUCGACACUCACAUCCUGUAAAUACAGAUGCAUCUGAAAUCCACAGCUUAGAAGAUUUACGAUUCCUAUUUCUUGAAAACGGAGAACCAAAUGAUGAGAGCAACCUUCCUCCACCCCCAAAGAGAAGUAAUCUAAGCUUGUUAAUAAGAUACCCCACAUCAACAGUUCACUACUUUUGGAGGAAGUUUGAUGACAGAUACAUGAGACCAGUAUUUGGAGGACGAGGUUUUAUGCCAUAUGUUCCUAGCUCACCCACUGGUGCAGAAGCUGGGACUUCUUCAAAUUGAGUAGUUAUUUUUUAUUAUAGUUUUGUAAUAUAGAGGAAGUCAUUGUUUUAAUUAUGUUUACCUCGGGAGUGAUUUCUAAGUAAGUUUCUUUUGGAUCACUUAGGAGUAUAAUUUGUAUUGUUACUUCAUUGUAUCAUGUCAAAUAAAUUAUCUGAGUUAAUGAAUAAUACUGUCUUAGUUCAAAA
Molecule: messenger RNA, 1956 nt
Organism: Nelumbo nucifera (sacred lotus)
Lineage: Eukaryota; Viridiplantae; Streptophyta; Magnoliopsida; Proteales; Nelumbonaceae
Product: sodium/hydrogen exchanger 1-like
Biological process (GO): regulation of intracellular pH; proton transmembrane transport; sodium ion import across plasma membrane
Cellular component (GO): plasma membrane
Molecular function (GO): potassium:proton antiporter activity; sodium:proton antiporter activity
Source: RefSeq, a predicted model, not a curated record